Racocetra persica is the source of this 207-nucleotide messenger RNA. The record is from the annotation of a GenBank genome assembly. NCBI's taxonomy places the organism in Eukaryota, Fungi, Glomeromycota, Glomeromycetes, Diversisporales, Gigasporaceae.
AUGAACUCACAAAUUGACGAUUUGUUUUUAGAAAUAGAAACUCUAAUUAAACUUCAACUCAAAGAUAACAUUCAAAACAAUUCCGAGGUUGAACAAAAAUUUAAAGAUGCAAUAACAUUAAUUAACGAAAUAGAGGCUGAUGAUGAGAAACAACAUGGAUUAUAUAGAUAUAAAUAUCACUCAACUUAUAAUAGCUAUUUAAAGACA